UAAAUGCUUUAUAAAGCGACUAUUUAACAAAACUGUUGUUGUAGCUAGACAGGGAAAAUGCUGCAGUCUACGAAGUAAGUCUACUAGAGGUGCUGAUAAAUUGAUAAGAUUUCCCGUUUUAGUACAUAGAAAUCUUCAUGGUGUAUGGGAUCCCUGCAUCUCAUGGCUCUAUCCUUACAUGCAAAAGACUCAACAAAAACGUAAAGGAGGACAAAUACGAUUUACUAAUGAACAAACCGAUGCACUUGAAAACAAAUUCGACAAUCAUAAAUAUCUCAGUCCACAGGAGCGAAAGAAAUUGGCCAGGUCCCUGAGCCUCAGUGAACGCCAGGUGAAAACGUGGUUCCAAAAUCGUCGUGCAAAAUGGCGGCGUGUGCGGAAAGAUGGUGAAGACGAAGAGGACGCUGCCGCGGACCGAGCCACGAGAUCCGUUGGGGCUCCCACACAGAAUUCCUUCUACUUUCCUGCCAGAUUUUAA
Molecule: messenger RNA, 478 nt
Organism: Haemonchus placei
Lineage: Eukaryota; Metazoa; Nematoda; Chromadorea; Rhabditida; Trichostrongylidae
Source: the annotation of a GenBank genome assembly